AUGGCAAAAAGUGAAGCACAUGAUUUAGCCGAACAGAUGCUGAAAAAGGUGCACAUGGAACACAAGCUCGAUGAAUAUCCAGAACGACUAUCUGGUGGACAGCAACAGCGUGUUGCUAUCGCUCGGGCCUUGGCCCAACGCCCCAAACUGCUAUUGUUCGACGAGCCCACCUCUGCGCUUGAUCCGGAACUUGUAGGUGAAGUUUUAAACACGAUUCAGGAACUUGCGGCUGAAGGUCGCUCGAUGAUGCUCGUGACUCAUGAAAUCGCAUUUGCCCGAGAGGUUGCAGAUCGAAUUGUCUUUAUGGAUGAUGACGGUGGAAUUGCGGAACACGGUCCAGCAAAGCAGGUCAUCGACAAUCCGACACAUGAACGACUGAAAUCAUUUUUAGGACAGAUGCUGGACCGUCAUUGA
Geodia barretti is the source of this 414-nucleotide messenger RNA. Lineage: Eukaryota; Metazoa; Porifera; Demospongiae; Tetractinellida; Geodiidae. The record is from the annotation of a GenBank genome assembly.